AUGUUAGCCAGAAGUACUCAAUAUGCAAGAAGCAGCAGUAAAGCAUUGAUUGGCGAUCUGUGUUGCAACUUGGCUUCAUCAUCGAGAUACUUCUCGUCACAAUCAAGCGGUAUCAAGAAUUCAACAUUGGUAUCCUCAUUUCUCUUUGUCCAAAACAACAACAACAACAACAACAAUGGACAACAACAUACAAGGACAUUCAGAUCCUCAACACCACUGCUAGAGGAGAAGCGUGAUCUUUAUGAGGUGUUGGGUGUACCAAAGACUGCCACAAAGCAAGAGGUCAAAAAGGCAUUCUACGACCUGGCAAAGAAAUUCCAUCCGGACCAGAACAAAGACGAUCCCAAUGCACACAGGAAAUUCUCAGAGAUAAGCAAUGCCUACGACGUUUUGUCCAAUGAGAACAAGCGUGCCAUGUAUGACGCACAGGGUCACCAGGGCGCCACAGCUCAGGACUAUGGAGAUUUCAAUCCAAACGAUAUGAACUAUGAGGAGAUCUUCCAGCACUUCAACCUCAGCGAUCUGUUUGGUGAGGGCUUUGGCGGCGGCGGUGGCAAGUCACAACACGGCUCCGACAUCCAGGUCAAGCUGACACUGGACUUUAUGGAGGCAGUCAAUGGUUGCAACAAGGACAUUUCUUUUUAUGGCGCUUCAACAUGUUCGCCUUGCGAUGGCACUGGUGCCAAACCAGGCACAAAGAUGACCAACUGUUCCACUUGUCGCGGAACUGGUCGUGUGACCAAGUCCAACGGUCUGUUCCAAGUUGCAACCACCUGCAAGUCUUGCAAAGGUCAAGGAAAGAUUAUCAAGGAGCCAUGCACCAGCUGCAGUGGUAAGGGCAAGACGCAGGGCAACAGAACGCUCAACAUCAAGAUCCCUCAAGGUGUCAACAGUGGAAUGAACAUUAGAAUCACUGGUCAAGGAGAACCAGGUGAUAAGGGUGGAAGAAGAGGCAACCUCUAUGUACAGGUUACUGUUAAAGAACACGAGUUAUUUAAGAGAGAGGGAACAGAUAUUCACUUGAACGUACCAAUCUCUAUUGGACAGGCCAUCAUGGGCGAUACCAUUUCAAUUCCAACGCUGACAGGCGAGGUUGACCUCAAGGUGGCAUCGGGCACACAGCCAAACGACAAGGUUGUCUUGCGAAACAAGGGCAUCCGAUCGGUCAACGACAUGACCUAUGGCAACCAAUAUGUGCACUUCACCGUCAACAUCCCCAAGUCGGUCAACGAGAAGCAGAGACAGUUGAUCAACGAGUUUGACCUGGAGGAGAAGAACAAGAACGGACCUCUCGACAGUCUCACUCAUCCAGUCAUGUCAUUCUGGAACUCGGCAAUGAAGCGAUGGAGAGAUUACUCAAAGAAGUUCAAAUAA
Acytostelium subglobosum LB1 is the source of this 1374-nucleotide messenger RNA. RefSeq lists its product as hypothetical. Bases 1 to 1374 code for a protein of 457 amino acids. NCBI's taxonomy places the organism in Eukaryota, Evosea, Eumycetozoa, Acytosteliales, Acytosteliaceae. The transcript has 3 exons. The record is from RefSeq and is a predicted model, not a curated record. Gene Ontology annotation, molecular function: ATP binding; heat shock protein binding. Gene Ontology annotation, biological process: response to heat; protein refolding. Gene Ontology annotation, cellular component: cytoplasm.